CACAGCUAUACAGUCAGCUGAGCGCUAGCAAGGGGCAAAAACAGCUUUAGACACCACAGAGAUAAAGGGACUGUAACCUGCUACAAUGGAGGAAAACAUGGAUGAAUCACAGAGCCAGAAAGGCUGUAAGGAGUGUUGUGAGCGAUGUGUGGGCAGUCUGCCAUGGGCUUCUCUCAUUGCCACUGUUCUCCUGUACAUGGGAGUAGCCUUAUACUGUGGAUGUGGCCACGAGGCUUUGAGUGGAACCAUCAUUAUCCUCCAGAAUUACUUUGAACUCAUCAGAGCUCCUGGAGAAGUACUGGACAUUUUCACCAUCAUUGAUAUCCUGAAAUACAUCAUCUAUGGGCUGGCAGCUGGAUUCUUUGUGUUUGGUGUGCUGUUGUUGGUGGAGGGUUUUUUCACCACUGGAGCCAUAAGGGAUCUCUAUGGAGAGUUCAAGAUUACUGCCUGUGGACGCUGUCUUACUGCAUUUUUGAUGUUCCUGGCCUAUCUGUUUUUCCUGGUGUGGCUUGGAGUGACAGCAUUCACCAGCCUGCCCGUUUUCAUGUACUUCAAUAUCUGGUCCAUGUGCCAGAAUACCAGCUUGGUGGAGGGAGCUAACCUUUGUCUGGACUUGCGCCAAUUUGGAGUAGUGACCAUUUCUGAGGAGAGGAAAGUGUGCACUGGAUCUGAGAAGUUCUUCAAGAUGUGUGAAUCUAAUGAGCUGGACCUCACCUUCCAUUUGUUUGUGUGUGCACUAGCUGGGGCAGGAGCUGCAGUCAUCGCCAUGGUCCAUUUCCUGAUGGCAUUAGCUGCUAACUGGGGCUAUCUGAAGGAUGCAAGCCGGAUGCAGAAGUAUGAAGACAUCAAGUCUAAGGAGGAGCAGGAGCUGCAUGACAUACACUCUACACGCUCCAAAGAACGCCUCAAUGCCUACACAUAAACAUGCAACCCACAAAACUACACGUACAUACUGUCUGGACAGAAACAUACAUACAUCAGUUGAUACACAGACACUCAAACUCACAUAACCUGAUUACCCCAGUGACAUUAGAAGACAGAAAUAGGUUGACACGUACAUCCUAUACAGACACACAUCAUGAGCUGAAAGGAAUCUAAAAUUUUAGUUGAUUGUUCCUUUUGUCCACUUACCUGUUAGUAAUAAAAACACUGACAACAAAAUUAUCCAUAUGUCCCUGGUUGAUCAGGGUCUCUGAUGUUCACUGCAAAAACUUUAGAAUACACGACAAUGUGUUGAAAUGUAAGAGUAGUUUUCUGCAAUAGUUUACACAAAAUCUCUCACGUUUAAAACACCAUUCCACCAGAACCCAGAAAUGUGUCUAAUCUUGCUCCACCCUGACCUCUGAAAAACUGUGUUUAGAAUAUAAAAUGGCUUGGUUUGCACUGUCUAAAGUUUGAAAGAAUGAAUGAAUGUAUAUCAAAGCCUCGGUAUUAUAAAUCUAGUUGUCACUAUUGGCAUACUUGGCAUAGUGUGAGCUUAAGUGUUAGCAUGUAGCACUGGAGGCACUCAUCAGCUGUGGACAUAUGGAAGAUUUUGGUGUCUUAUGUUCUUGUCACUUCUUGGGACAGUUGACCAAUGGGACAGUCUUCCAAUAACACACUUUAUGUAGCUUUCCAUUGACUGUCAGAUUUUCCAACUUUUCCAACAACUUGGAACUUGAGCGUAGUGUUCCUUGCAUCUGACAUGGAUACCAAGACAAGAAAACACUGAUCAGUCCAGAGACAGAAAGUGACAAGAUCUAGAGCUAUGGAGAGCCAUGACAGUAGCUAACAUUAGCAAGGAUAGCUCGUCAUCUUCCCUGCUAGUGCCAGUACUGUUCAUCCAAUUCAAACAUGCUGUUAUAAAUCUAUAACAUCUAAAAUAAAGACUACAGAGAACACAAGAUGAAGUUGAAUGUGUUUUCAUAUAAAAUCUAAUCAGAGUUUGUUUAUUGUUGACCGUCAUGUAUGGAUCAUCUGGAGUUCUGAAUGAUGAUCCUUUGUACUUUUUCAUGUAGGAAGUUGGAUUUAUCCUAGUUCUCAGUUCAAUGGAAAGCCUGCAUGGUUACACAUAGGUCACACACAAUCCUCACACACACACACACACACACACACACACACACACACACACACAAACACAUAUAGAUGUGACUGAAUUGUUGGUGUUGUGUGGACAAUGUUGUGUGGUGGGGUCAUGCUGUUUGUGUCAUUUCACCACAUUAUAAUGAUUGAUGUUACAAGGAAAUAUAUAUCCCCCAGGGAAAUUUGUAUUCCUUUAGGCCUGGUUCCACUGAAGAAGUUCCUGGUACUAUUUGGGGGGCAGGAACUACUACAGGAAUGUCCUCGCUCAGCCGUCUCAACUGCCAUGUCUCCACUGAGAGGGCGGAGUAGAAGGAAGGCUCCUGUAAAGUUACUGGGCUCUGGAUAUGACGUAAUCAUUGCGCGACCAUUUUGACUGGGGUGAUGCAGUCGCUUUCUGUUGACAUCACAUCCUGCCUUGAGUAUCCAGUCAGCACCAAGUAAACCCCAAGCCCCACCCAGGAGUUUUUCAGGGCCAUUCUGCGUACCUACUCCGAGGCAGGGACUUGUUUAAAAAAAAAAAAACAAAAACAGCACAUUUCAGCAGCACAAAGUAUUCCUAAAGUGUGUCAUCAGUCUCUUCAAUCAUUUUUUUCACUGUGGUAAUUUGCCACAUUUUUUAUUAUUAUUGUUUAUAUGUAGUUAAUUUGCAUUGGGGGACUUUUAAGGGGAAGGGGUAAUGUGACAUGGCACUUGUGAGGUCAUUUUGAGUGUUAUCACUAAAAAUUUUUUGCUUUUCACAUGUCAUUUACUCCCUGUAGACUUCCUUUGUGAAGAGAUGGCAUGUCAUUUAACACCAUAGUGCAUAUCUGUUACAUGAUCCUAAAGUUAACGAUAUUUAACCUUCAUUAUGUUUUGCUUUGACUACAGGUAGUUAUAGCUUGCUUCCAUAAACGUUAGCCGUCACAAAUACUUGGUUAAGGUUAGUAUAUGGUCAUGGGUUUAAAAUACUUUGUUGUCAGAGGAAUCAAAUUCCGGUCUCUUGCAUUGUAGCAGCCAAUGAUGUAUUAACUACACUUACUGUGGAGCUGAAAAUUGUGAUGUGAUGUGAACGACUAUUGUAAUGUCCCAAUGAUGUUAUUGAUUCGUAGCAAUUACAGAUAAAAAACGAAUAAAAGUAUUCCCACCACUUGGCCCUUACACUAUGGUUGACAAAACACUUAACUGUGUCAACUGGGAUUUUUAUUAAUUGGUUGGUGAGUCCAGUUAUGACAUUAUUGACUUGUGCUACACCAAGAACAGAAAAUUGAUCACGUUAUUGGCAGUUGUUACAUUAAUGGUAGUAAUUACAGUUUUGGCCGUUACAUGCAUGGAAGUCCUGUCUUUCUGUGUCCAGCCCAAACACCUCAUCCUUGGACUUUUUUGCUCUUUAUGCUACGUCACCCGAACACACCAGCUCUUCACAAAAGAUGUCAAUGAGGACUAAGCAGUGCUUAAUGACCAAAAAAAAAAAAAAAAAAAUGCAUAGUGAAAACACAUGAAAUGACUUAACAAAUUGGUGUGAUAUUCAUACACCAUUUGGUGAUACCAGGCAGAGGGCACUUCACAUUUUUUGUGUAAGCAUUCUACAGUUUCGUAGUGGUUCUGCACAUGUGCACGCAUGCACGCACACACACACACACACGCACGCACGCACGCGCGCACGCACACACUCACUCACUCACUCACACCAGUCGUCUCACUGGAUUUUAAAAUACCUGUUUUCCUAUUCCCUCUUGUUGCUUUGUUUUGGAUUUUUUGUGGGGUUCUAAGGUUAAAUAUGGUUUGCACUUCAAUCUUAUAUGAAUCAAAUAAUUUUUAUUAUAUUUUAUGAAAAAUAUAUUAUCAAAAUACUGAUACUAACGAUUAACUUAUCAAUGGUGGCAUUUACAGAUAGAUUAUAGAUGUAAAUUAUGUUCAUAUUUUUACAAACAAACAAAUUUCUGGAACAAAAUCUACAAAAUGGCAUGUGGUAGAAGAUGUUGGAUUUUGUAUUUAAAAGUUAAAAUUAGAUAUUUCAUCUACCUCCUAGUUGUAAUUUAGGACAGUAACGGCACUUACAUUGCUCAAAUUACUGUUUAUUACUGUAUUUUAUGUUUUGUGUAUUUAUUUAUGUAUGUAUUUAUUUAUUUAUUUAUAUUUAUUUUAUUUCCCCUCCUUUUAUUGACAUCAGGAAAUAUUUGGUAACUUCUUCACUUCCUUUAUCACUUCACAUCAGAGCAGCAUUAGCCACCACAGAGCUGUAAGUAGAUUGCUUGAGUUUGCUCUUUUGUUUUCUUCAUUGAACAUGUGUGCAUACUGGAGGACAAAAAUAACAACUUUCUCCAAUAUUCAGCAACACAUCAUCAAACUCUGGUAAAUACACUUUGUUCAACAGUUUCAGUCCAUUAAGUAAUUUUUAAGAAUGUUACCUGAAGUCCACCUAACUGUUAAUGGUUAUUAUUUGGAGCAACCAGCCAGUAUCCGGCAUUCAGUAAUAGUGAUGAAGGAAGGUAGAUGAAGGGAGGAAGAUACCACCAAUACUGUCCUACCUAGUUGGUAAGUGAAAUAAUAUCACAUUUUCCAAAAUGGAUGUACUACUCCUUUAGGUUUAAUUGCAUUUUACGCUUUAUGUUGACUCAUCUUAUAGUUGUGAUGAAACGUAUCAAUCAUUAUCUAUCUACCACUAGAGAUGUGUUGAUGUUUAUGAUGACAGUGAUAGUGAUGAUUUUACGAUAUUAUGUCAUAUGGUUUGAUUUGAUGAGACUACACACAUAAAAGCACACACAUCCACAUACAUUCACAUGCACAGUCCCUCCACAAAUACAAUCAUCUUGAGCCAUAAGUCUUUUCUCUCUUUGCCAAUAACAUGGUAUUUUAAUCUUUUAAAUUUUUUAAUUGUAAAAUAAUCAUUUAAAGUAGAAAAACAGUUAAAUGUUCAUUCUGUGGGCAGUAUUCAGCACUGUAGCUAUGUAACUCUGUACAAAGAUAUUAUACAUAUAUGUGAAACAUAAGGUGAGCAGUCGAGAAGAGGAUUGGUUACAGAGUUUGGGAGGAAGUAGAAGUAAUUUGGGAAGUAGUGCAGUCCCAGGCAUUGCAUGUCCCAGGCAUUGCUACCAAAAAAGGGUUGCAUUUACACAGACUCAAAAGAUGUUUAUUUCCUUGUGGCACAGAUCUGAAGGUAUAGUGGCUGUCCAAAUGAGAGGAAAAAUCAGACUCCAUUUGACCUUUUCUUCUCUAAACAUAAAAAAGAAAAACAAAUCUGUGCCACAAAGACUACGCUCAGACCCCUGGCAUCUGGUAUGUAAGUCAAACUUUGUCUCUAUACACAGUAUGGUACUGUUUAACCAGACCUGGCAGCCCUGACAUCAGUGCAUAUCUAAAGCUUCUGACAAUAGAAUUAUGUGACCACAUAAUCAUGUUAAAUAUAAAAACUGAUCACAAGUCUGCACCAAAGCUUGAUCUAAUUGGUGUUUUCCCAUGUGAAGAGCCAUAAAACAUAAAAACGGGGUCAGAAAGAAUUAGAGAUAAAUUAAGGACAUAAGGAAGUUUAUUGUCAUUGUGGUUACGCAAUGAAAUUCAGUUGGCACUCUCUCAGCAGCAAUUAAAAAAACAAGUCAAAACAAGACAAGACAAGAUAGCAAAACAAGACAGACAGGAUAAAAAACAAACAAACAAAUAAAAAAAACAGACAAGACGGGGUAAAAGCAGAGGUUAUAAAUCAAUCAUGGCUAAAAUUGUAAAAACAAACAAACAAACAAAAAAAGUACUAUACAUAAUAAAUAAAUAAGUCAGCAGCAGUGGUAAGUAAAGUGCAUGAGACUUAAGUUCAUUGCACAUGUGCUCGCAUCAGCUCAGGUCAGAAAAUCUUUGGCUGGAUAAAAUCUGGCAACCUGUUACUCCAGUCAUAGUUUUAGCUAGUAGUAGAUAACAGUGGAUAGAAUAUGAUUCAAACCCAUGCUCAAAUCAUAUUUCAAUUUUCAAGGCCUAAGAAGGGCUGUAAUUUGAGAAGUAACCUGUGAGGCUUAGUUAUGUUACAUUGUGUGCGGAAGAAUGCAUACCCAAGUACAUGCAUGUAAAUUGACUCCUGUAGGUUCAGUCUGAGGUUAUACAUAUUUUUCCCACAGCGGAAACAAAGGCUGUGUUAUGCUGGAGAUUUUUUUUGGAAAAAAAAAAAAAGAAAAGAAAACGUUACUGCAGAGAAAUGUGUGCUUUACAUACUUUAUGCUCUGUUGCCACCAAAAAGAGUUUAGCCACAGAGAUGGUACAAAUUAAUUCCCGCCAGUUUCUCUUCAAAAUCUGCCCCCGCUGCCAUUUGUUUAAACAGCACCAUACAAGAUGACAUCUUCCUCUUCGAUGGAAGCUGCUGUUCACCGGCAAUUUUUAUUUAGCACACCAACCAGAAACUAGUGACAUUAUAAUAGAUGUUUGCGUUGUAUUGCAAAUUUUCAGCUCCACAUUUGCUGUGCAAGAACACAAAAAACAGUUCUUGCAUCACCCUUCUUUGCCAGACUAUGUAACAGGCCUUACAAUAUACUAAGAUAAAUCCCACAUUGACAGAUGAAGGCGCUUGACUAAAUCUAACUUACAAAACAUCCAGUGGCUGUUUAAACAAGAACAAGAAUUCUGAUUUUACAUUAAUGUUGUCCAAAUUUGGUCUAGCAUGGGAGAAAUCAAUCUCCAAACAGUUUGUCCCCAAUCAGAGAACCUUGACAAAACCACAUCUGUGCCGGAAAGUUAACAUCAGAUUUUUUUUUGGUUUUUUUUGGUUUUUGCUGUGUAAAUGCAGCUGAAUAUAUCAUUUAAAGGAAAAAAGUAGUAAGAGGGUUAAUAAAGGGGCACUUCUCCAGACCUGUGACGUUUGGCAGCAUUGCCUAAGUACGGUCAGUAUUGAGGGUCUAGUUUUGCAGUAACAGUAUUUUAUCAUUUUUUUUGCCUGACAAUGGACAUGUCAUGUCAGUGUUAUUAUCUCAGAUUAAAAAAAAAAAAAAAAAAAAAAAGUUUUUGUGCACUUAUUGACCCAUUGUGAACUCUCUUAUUCUUGGUGUGUAAAUGCAUUGGGAUCCCCAGUGUGGGACCUGUGUAUAGUCCUGCAGCACUGGUGAUAAAAUGGAGAAAAAAUAAUGAUGAUAAUGAAUGAAUUAACAAUAAUGAUAAAUACUUGUAUAUGUAGGUAUAAGAGCCAGUUAAACUCGUUGUACUUUGUGGCAUGGUUAUGCAUUCAAUGGUCAUAAUUUUACACUGGCAUUGUUCUGCUGUUUUGUUCCUGUCUAUUUUUUCAGUGUGCAGUAUUGCAGUUCCUGUUGCUAACAGUGUUGCUAAGCUGGCUAGCUUGCUAAGUUGUAUACCACCAGAGCAGUAUAUUAUAGUUGUUUGGUGAAUCUAAAAGUAAACAACAAGUCAUACCCACAAACAAUUUCUGGCUGACAAGUGCAUGAAUUUGUGAUUGUAGAUCUUAAGAAGUAGCAAAAUUUUUCUUUAUUGUUUAUUUUAAUGAAACUGAUUUGCAGAUGUGGUGUAAUGUAUUGCUCUGGACACCCAUUAUCCUGUGCCCAACACCGCUAACAUCUCGCUCCUCUCUUGGACAUUUAGGAUUGCUGGAUGAAAUUCAACCUGUUUGGGUUUGGGUUUGGCUGUAGGAGUUGACACUGUAUUUUUAUCAGGGUAUGUUUGUUGAAUUUAGCCCAAGUGUUCAAUUUCCACAGGAUUCUGUUCCUGUGGAAAUGAAGCCAGAGAGAGGAUGUGGGCUUUUUGUUUUAUUCUGUUAAAGUUGAUUGUGUCUUGCAACUCAUUUAGUCUUGAUGAAUUUCUUGUUGUGAAAAUGAGUAUCCGUAUUGACCUGUAUUAAUCCUGCGUCCUCACUGUCUACCCACUGACCAGGGCAGAACAUGGAUUAGCCACAUCAUUCCAUAAUCCCCACUAGAGGCAUUAACGACAAGGUUUAGAAUACUGACCACAUAUUAGAAAAAGUUUGUAUUAAAAUGACAUAAAAUCUGAUUGAGACAGAUUUGAUCCAUCCUUGUGUAAUUAGAUGAAAUCAUACAUUUUUCUGUGUUUAUACAGCUAUGUAAAAAAAAAAAAAAAAAAAAAAAAAAAAAAAUCAACUGUGUAUUACACAGAAUGGAAAAUAAGAUUCCUUGUGCCUACAUAAAUUCAGCUCUCAUACCAUUACCAUUAGCUGACCUGCAGAUCUAAAAGCUGAUGUCAGUGGAUGACCUUAAACUGACCAUCAUCAAGUCAAAUCCAUGCAUUAUGUCAGGGGAGAGGUUGGACAUUUUGGACGUAGGGAGUAGUUUUUCUCUCUUCAUAGUACUCUGGACUUUUUGUACUUCACUCUGGUUGCUUAGUAGCAGGCUGUAUCUGAAUCACUCCUCAGUUUUUAUACAUAUCUCUGCCAACAGCUUGGGCUGACAGUGGCAUUUUUUCCAUUUGUAAAAACAUGAACUUGCUUGCUUAUAUAAAUAAAAUGAAAUAAAAUACAUGUGUACUUUUUAAAUUAA
Myripristis murdjan (pinecone soldierfish) is the source of this 8516-nucleotide messenger RNA. It is a transcript of the gene gpm6ab, whose product is annotated as glycoprotein M6Ab. The record is from RefSeq and is a predicted model, not a curated record. The coding region runs from base 86 to 922 and encodes 278 amino acids. The transcript has 7 exons. Gene Ontology annotation, cellular component: filopodium; plasma membrane; neuronal cell body. NCBI's taxonomy places the organism in Eukaryota, Metazoa, Chordata, Actinopteri, Holocentriformes, Holocentridae. Gene Ontology annotation, biological process: neuron projection development.